Messenger RNA from Cetraspora pellucida, 441 nucleotides. The record is from the annotation of a GenBank genome assembly. NCBI's taxonomy places the organism in Eukaryota, Fungi, Glomeromycota, Glomeromycetes, Diversisporales, Gigasporaceae.
AUGGAAACUUUUGACUUUGUUCAUUUGAGCAUGAUGUUUUCUGCAUUCACCGAGUUACAAUGGUCUGAGUUGAUCAAUGAUGUUGUUAGAGUUUUAAAAUAUGAUGGUUGGAUAGAAUCUUCAGAAGCAAUUCCUCAAUUUAUAAAUUGUGGGAAGGUUACAAAAUACAUAGAAGAGGCUGUUCAUAUAGCCUGCAUGAAAGAAAAAGGUGUUAAUCUUAGUAUUAGUGCUUUGUUGCCAAAAAUGCUUGAAUCAAAUGAGAUGCUUACAAAUAUACAAUGUGUUAAAGUAGAAUAUCCAAUAGGAGAAUGGUUUGGAUGUUUUGGUAAAUAUUCAAUUAUCAAUAUUCGUAGAUUUUACCAAAGUAUUGUUUACCUUCCUGAAUAUUUGGGUAUAACUUAUGAAGAAUAUAAUGAUAUAUUGGACACCUUUGUUAAAGAA